This is a messenger RNA of Aquila chrysaetos chrysaetos, 1249 nucleotides long. RefSeq lists its product as uncharacterized. The record is from RefSeq and is a predicted model, not a curated record. The transcript has 4 exons. Lineage: Eukaryota; Metazoa; Chordata; Aves; Accipitriformes; Accipitridae. The coding region runs from base 296 to 1249 and encodes 317 amino acids.
GGGGCCUGUCCCGGGGCCGGUUGAUGUCGCGACGGCGGCGGCGGCGGCGGCGGCGGCACAAGAUGGAGGCGGCGCCGUUGGGCCCCGGGUGGGAGGGAGCCCCCCCCCCCGCCCCACGCCACGGGGGACACGGGGGGGACACGGGGGGGGACGACGGGGAAACCGGGUGUGCGUCCCCCCGUUGGGGGUAACGGCGGAGGAACGGGGAGACAAGGGGACGCGGGCGGGGGGACGGCGAGGGGGACACAACCAGGGGCACAACCGGGGGUACAGUCAGGCGGCACAAGGGGGGGGGAUGGUGGGACACAACCGGGGGACACAGUCGGGGGUACAGUCAGGCGGCACAAGGGGGGGGGAUGGUGGGACACAACCGGGGGACACAGUCGGGGGGGUCGGUGGGACGCAACUGGGGGGCACAACCGGGGGGACGGUGGGACACAACCGGGGGGCACGGUCGGGGUGGGGGUACGGCAGCACACAACUAGGGGACACAGGUGGGGAGUCGGGGGGGCACAACCGGGGGCACAACCAGGGGCACAGUGGGGCACAAGCGGGGGACAGAAGCAGGGACACAGAUGGGGGACACAACCGGGGGACACAGCUGGGGGUACAGCAGCACACAACCAGGGGCACAACCAGGGACACAGAUGGGGGUGUUGGUGGGACACAACUGGGGGACACAACCGGGGGGACACCACUCUGGGUACGGCAACGCACAACUUGGGGUGCAACCAUGGGACACAACCAGGGGUACAGCAGCACACAACCGGGGACACAACCGGGGGACACAACCGGGGGACACAGCUGGGGAUACAGUGGCACACAACCACGGACACAGCCGGGGUACAACAGCACACAACGGGGGACACAACUGAGGUAUGACAGGGCGCAAGUGUGGACACAACCAGGGACACAACUGGGGAUACAACCAGGGACACAACGGGACACAACAGCACACACGGGGAACACAACCACUGACACAACGAACAUGGCUGGGCGUACCACAGACCACAGCUCAGCGUGUGUGUGUGUGCGUGUGUGGCGUUGUCACCGUAUUGCCAGCUACAUUGUGCUGCACGGUGUUGUGGACUGUAUUGUACGUCAGUCUGGUCUGCUUGCUGUUGUAGGCUGUGUCGUACGUCAGGCUGUGCCACACGGUGUUGCGGGUUGUGUUGUGCAGUGGGUUGUAUUGCACAUGCAGGUUGUGUUGUGUGGUUGUUUCUGCGCUGGAUGGUGUUGCUGGUCGUGA